CCGGGCCGGCCAAUCAGAGGACGCGUUGCCGCCAGUCAUCGCUCACCUCGGAAAGCGUGUGACGAGAGGCGGGUGUUAGCAGAGGCCGAGCAAAGGGCGACUCCGAGUGUGGCAGUAGCUGGAAGGGAUGGACGGUGGUGGGCCUCGAUGAAAACUACAGCGCAGGAACACGUUGGAGACUCUGGCUGUGUCCUUUGCUGGUCCUGGGGUACAGCCAGGAUGAGCCGCAGUUCAUCAAGUGAUGAGCGUUUCUUUCCAAAUGUCUUUCCAAGGGACAUUGGAGACAACAAGGACAAGAUUAUGGACUCUGAUAACAAAAAGCUCUCCAAAGAGUAUUUGGAACGUACCCAAAAGAGCCUAGAGGUCCUGCAGAAAACCUUGGAUGUUGGUGUGGCCAAAGGUGACGGGCGUGGUGACUUCUCCGUUUACACUGGUACCAGUGGAUACAGCCUCCUUUAUCUGCACCUGGCCCAGCGCAGGAAGGACGAUGCCUAUCUCAAGAAAGCAUCAAACAUCUUGAAGAAUGCACUGCGUCACCUGAAGGGGCGUCGGCAGUCCUUUUUAUGUGGUGACCCGGGACCCCUGGCACUGGCUGCAGUGCUGCACCACAGAGAGGGUGAUGAUGACAUGGCAAACGACUGCAUUGCAAGAAUCAAGAGGAUGAAGGAGGAAAUCCUUAAUCCAGCCAGUGGUCUCCCGGAUGAGAUGCUUUAUGGCCGCGCUGGCUACCUGUACUCCCUCCUCUUGGUGCAGCGUGAGGUCAGUCCUUCGGCUGUGGACGACUCACUGGUGCGGGGUGUUGUGACUGCCAUUCUGGAUUCUGGCCGCUCACUGGCUCGGCAAAGGAAAAGCAGUGUUCCCCUCCUCUACCAGUGGCAUGAUAAAGACUAUCUUGGUGCUGCUCAUGGCACUGCAGGAAUACUCUUCAUGUUGAUGCAAGCAAGGAAGCAUUUGACUAAAGAGGAGCUGGAUGAGGUAGUGAGGCCGACCAUUGACUACCUUGCUUCCUUGUUUUUCCGCUCUGGUAACUUUCCAUCCUCCCUGGGCAGUGACCGGGACCGUCUGGUGCAAUGGUGUCAUGGCGCACCUGGGGCAGUAUACCUCUUUGGGAAGGCGUAUCAGGUCUUUGGUAAUGAGAGCUACCUGGAAGAGGCCAAGAGGAGUGGUGAGUGUGUGUGGGAGAGAGGGAUUCUCAGGAAGGGCUAUGGCCUCUGUCAUGGCACUGCUGGGAAUGGAUAUGCACUGCUUUACUUGUACCAGAUAACCCAUGAGCCCAAGUACCUUUACCAGGCUGCCCAGUUUGGCCUUUGGUGUCAGGAUUAUGGAACCCACGGUUGCCGCACUGCUGACCGCCCCCUUUCCUUGUAUGAAGGACUAGCAGAACAGCUAGACUUUUUGCCAGCAACAAAUCCUCCUCACUGCAACUGUUCUCAGUGUUACUGUUCUCCCAUGAAGCAGUAUCUCUGCUGUAAUCUCAUCUCACCUCUUUGCUGAUAUUGCGGUUUGACUGACGAAGUUGGAGUCCUCACCCUCGUCACUGGCUGACAGUCGCACGAUUCUGUGCGUGAGGUGCGUCUCACUAUUCUAAUAUUUUCCCAUGUAAUACACAUUAUUUAUAGUCUCUUUUUUGUUAAAUUUAGUGUUUUUUAUGUUUGUAUAUCAUUUAAGAGGGAAUGUUCAAUGGUAAGAGUUUCAGACCUGCUAGAGGAGUACUUUUCAGUCUUCCUUUUCUUCAAAUGUUUGGAUUUUUCUAUUUUUGCCUUUCCACCCACAGAGAUCCAAACACAGAAUUCUGACACCUUGGCAGUGGUGGUGAGAAUGUGGCCUCGAGUAUCUCAGCGCCUUUAUUUGGCAACCUUACCAAGAUGAGGCAAUUGUUUCUUUGAGUGAAUGGCCAUUGUAAAUCUCCAGUAUCAAUCCUUGUAGGAUUAAUGGUGAUUUCAGUCACAGGAAUUCCAGAGUGCUGUGAUGAAAUUAAUCAAAUGCUUUCUUGAGAAUGACAUUCCACUAGUAUGUGAACCACUACAUAAUUUGCUGACAUGCCAGGUGUGAACCACUUGGAGAGAUACAAGAAUAACUAGGCUAAAUUAGAUGCACAGCGGGGAUUAUAUUAAUUCAUGUUGGGAGGAUGUAAGGGGUGUAGAAAGGAUGUGAGGAGCGUAGGGAGGGUGUAAAGAAGUGUAAGGGGGUGUAGGAAGGGGUAAGAGGGUGCAGGGAAGAUGUAAGGGGGUGUAAGUAAGGGGUUUCGAGAUGGUAUGGAGAAAAUAGAGAUGUGUAUUAGGUGUCAUGGAUGUAACAUCAAAGGGAGUGGAUUGUAGAGUGGUUGAAUAGGUAAAACAUGAACUCUUGAGAUGGCUUGAACAGGUGAUGAGAAUGAGAGAGGAGUGUGAGUUUGUGAAGAAGGGUAUUAGGACAGGACUGAAGGAGAGGGUGUUGGGGGGAGGCCACCAGUGAAAUGGAGCAAUAGUGGACAAUUACUGGAGCGUUGGCAAGUGCGGGAUUAAAUGUGCUAAGAGGAGUGCCGGAACAGGAAAAGCUGGAGACGUUUAUGCUGUUGCCACCACCUCAAGGAGAAGUUUCAUUGAGAAGACAGGGUGUUGAGAAAUUGAUAAAAGUCUGUCAACACAAGAACAUGCUGGAUAUGACCACCAGCGUCCCUCAAGAUGAUCCAAAGGUAUUAUAGGCCUGUACAUAAAAGAAUAUAACAAUAAAGUGCACAA
This is a messenger RNA of Eriocheir sinensis (Chinese mitten crab), 2720 nucleotides long. Its product is annotated as lanC-like protein 2. Gene Ontology annotation, cellular component: plasma membrane. The record is from RefSeq and is a predicted model, not a curated record. NCBI's taxonomy places the organism in Eukaryota, Metazoa, Arthropoda, Malacostraca, Decapoda, Varunidae. The transcript has 11 exons. Bases 148 to 1494 code for a protein of 448 amino acids. Gene Ontology annotation, biological process: peptide modification; carbohydrate metabolic process.